GGUUUUCAAGUCGCUCCCGCAGAAUUAGAAGAAAUCUUAAUCACACAUCCAGCAAUAACUGACGCCGCCGUGGUUGGUUAUAACUGUGAAGCUGAAGCUACUGAAUACUCUUUAGCCUAUGUUACUCUUAAACAGGGCUACGAGAAGUCAUCGGAACUAUCUUAUGAGAUACAGAAAUAUGUCGCUGACAAAGUGGCACCGUAUAAAAG
Acaulospora colombiana is the source of this 209-nucleotide messenger RNA. Lineage: Eukaryota; Fungi; Glomeromycota; Glomeromycetes; Diversisporales; Acaulosporaceae. The record is from the annotation of a GenBank genome assembly.